Spea bombifrons (plains spadefoot toad) is the source of this 4710-nucleotide messenger RNA. RefSeq names its product ADAM metallopeptidase with thrombospondin type 1 motif 3 (gene ADAMTS3). Gene Ontology annotation, molecular function: metalloendopeptidase activity. The transcript is spliced from 22 exons. The record is from RefSeq and is a predicted model, not a curated record. Gene Ontology annotation, biological process: extracellular matrix organization; proteolysis. Bases 704 to 4321 code for a protein of 1205 amino acids. Gene Ontology annotation, cellular component: extracellular matrix. Lineage: Eukaryota; Metazoa; Chordata; Amphibia; Anura; Pelobatidae.
AGCUCUCAGAGCAAAAGGAGUCGCACACUGACUCUCUCUCUCCCCCUCUCCCUCCUCCUCCUCCUCCUCUUCUUCCUGCAGGCUUUGCUUUCUUUUGCUCCUGAAACAUUUAGGUGUCUUUUUGUUCCUGCAUUUACUUGCAGUUAUGUCGGAAAGUUUACAAUCAGAUGAGACAUUUUUUUUCUAAAGAUAGAAAAAAAGAGAUUAUUCUUAAUUGGGCAGAAACUUUCUAGUGAACAGCAGAGCAACGGGGGGAAAAGAGAUUCAGACUUUUAAAGUCUCAGUUCCUGACUGCCUGCCUUUUCCCCUUUCCCUUAAAGGGCUAGUACAGCUACAUUUCUACAUCCCAUGAAAGUAUCACAUUGACUGGGAACCUUUGUAUUGAAGGGUUCCACCUUAUCCUAGCAUUAGAAUAUUUGUAGAAAAAGUAUCAUUCCAUUCCUAGAACCUGACUUUAGAUGUAACUUUUUCUUGAGUAACUUUAUGACUCCUUUGAUUGAAACUUUUGUAUAAACACUGGUCCUUGAGGACCUCGUUGAUGGUAGAAAGACAAGAACAAAGCGAAUCAUUUAAGAAGAACCUUAAAUUCAGAUGAGCUGUUGAAAGAAUCUCCUGGACGGAUCUCUUAAAAAAAAUUAGAACUUUUUUUUGUGGAUCCUUUCUUGUGGAGCAGUAGCUGUAGUAUCCCUACCCUGGACUCGUGAUGGCUUUUUUGUCCCUUUGGUUUGUAGUAGCAGUGGCACACAUAGGAUGCAAGACUUCGGCUGAACAAGCUGGCAAUGAAGGACUGAAACAAUUAGAUUUGACUAAAAAAAAGCUAGGAGAUUAUGAACUUAUAAAGCCGAUACGUACUGACUCAGAGGGGCACCAUGUUUCCAAUAUUCUUACUGUUAACCACAAGAGAAGGCUGGUAAGGGAUACACCACUGAAUAACCAGCCUUUAUAUUUCAACAUCACCGCCUUUGGGAGAGAGUUUCAUCUGAAACUGAAGCCUAAUAAUCGUCUUAUAGCCCCAGGAGCAGUUGUGGAGUGGCAUGAAGAUCCAGAACUAGAAAACAGAACCAAUAGUGAAAACGAUAACCCUGAUGUAAAAACACCUAGCAGAAUAUGGAAAACAGAACCGUUGCGGACUAACUGUGCAUAUGUUGGAGAAAUAACUGAUAUCCCAGGAGCUUCUGUUGCACUUAGCAACUGUGACGGUCUGGCUGGAAUGAUCCGAACAAAAGAAGAUGAAUAUUUCAUUGAACCACUGGAAAGAGGCAAGCAAAAUGAGGAAGAACAAGGGAGAGUACAUAAAAUAUAUAAAAGAUCAGCUGCAAAGCAAGCUGUCCCUGAUGAUUUCACCAGCAGACCAGUGGCAGAUUUCUCAGGCCUUGAGAAUUUAGACAGCAUAUAUGCCAACGUUGAAAAGCAAGUCAAUGAAACCAUUAGACAACGCAGACAUGCAGGAGAGAAUGAUUACAACAUUGAAGUACUUCUUGGAGUUGAUGACUCUGUUGUCAGGUUUCAUGGAAAAGAACAUGUUCAGAACUACCUCCUCACGCUGAUGAACAUUGUAAAUGAAAUCUACCAUGAUGACUCCAUUGGUGUUCAUAUUAAUGUGGUUCUAGUACGCAUGAUAAUGUUGGGUUAUGCAAAAUCUAUAAGCUUGAUUGAGCGAGGUAACCCUUCUAGAAGUUUAGACAAUGUGUGUCGCUGGGCAUAUCAACAGCAAAGGUCGGACCCCAAUCACUCUGAGCACCAUGAUCAUGCCAUUUUUUUGACCAGACAAGAUUUUGGCCCAGCUGGAAUGCAAGGAUAUGCGCCAGUAACAGGCAUGUGCCACCCUGUAAGAAGUUGCACUUUGAACCACGAAGAUGGCUUUUCGUCUGCUUUUGUGGUUGCCCAUGAAACAGGUCAUGUCCUAGGUAUGGAGCACGAUGGCCAGGGAAAUAGGUGUGGAGACGAAACAGCGAUGGGCAGUGUGAUGGCACCAUUGGUACAGGCAGCUUUCCAUCGUUACCACUGGUCUAGGUGCAGCGGUCAAGAGCUUAAAAGAUACAUACAUUCUUAUGACUGUCUUCUGGAUGACCCAUUUGAACAUAACUGGCCUAAACUUCCUGACCUCCCAGGGAUUAACUAUUCCAUGGAUGAACAAUGCCGUUUUGAUUUUGGCGUAGGCUACAAAAUGUGCACUGCAUUCCGUUCCUUUGACCCAUGCAAACAGUUGUGGUGCAGUCAUCCUGAUAACCCAUACUUCUGUAAGACCAAAAAAGGUCCUCCACUUGACGGAACAGAAUGUGCUCCUGGAAAAUGGUGCUACAAGGGUCAUUGCAUGUGGAAAACUACAAACCAAGUUAAACAAGAUGGCAACUGGGGGACAUGGACAAAAUUUGGCUCUUGCUCAAGAACUUGUGGUAUAGGUGUGCGUUUUAGGACACGUCAGUGCAACAAUCCAAUGCCAGUCAAUGGUGGCCAAGACUGUCCUGGAUUAAAUUAUGAAUAUCAGCUAUGCAACACAGAAGAAUGUCCCAAGCAGUAUGAUGAUUUCCGAGCACAGCAGUGUCAGCAGCGUAACUCACAGUUUGAGUAUCAAAACGCAAAACACCACUGGCUUCCGUACGAGCAUCCAGAUGCUAAUAAAAGAUGCCAGCUCUUUUGUCAGUCCAAACAAACAGGAGAAAUUGUAUCAAUGAAGCAGCUUGCUCAUGACGGGACCCGCUGCUCUUACAAAGACCCAUACAGCAUAUGUGUGAGAGGCGAAUGUGUUAAAGUUGGCUGUGACAAGGAGAUUGGUUCCAACAAAGUGGAUGAUAAAUGUGGUGUGUGCGGUGGGGAUAAUUCCCAUUGUCGUACUGUUAAGGGAACUUUUACCAGGACACCCAAAAAAACAGGUUACUUAAAGAUGUUUGACAUCCCCCCUGGUGCUAGACAUGUGUUUAUCCAAGAAGACGAGGCUUCUCCUCACAUUCUUGCCAUCAAGAACCAGGCUACUGGGCACUACAUACUGAAUGGCAAGGGUGACGAAGCCAAGUCACGGUCUUUCAUUGACCUUGGUGUAGAAUGGGAAUAUAUUCUUGAAGAUGACAUUGAAACUAUACACACCGAUGGACCUUUGCAUGAUGCAGUCGUAGUACUGGUAAUACCUCAAGAGAAUGACACUAAAUCAAGUAUAACAUACAAGUACAUUAUUCAUGAAGACUCUGUGCCUACAAUAAGCAAUAACAAUGUACUUCAAGAUGAAGCAGACACUUUUGAGUGGGCCUUGAAGAGUUGGUCUCAGUGCUCGAAAGCAUGUGGCGGAGGCUUUCAGUACACAAAAUACGGAUGUCGCAGGAAAAGCGAUAAUAAGAUGGUUCACCGGAGCUUCUGUGAAGCAAAUAAGAAGCCCAAGCCAAUUCGCAGGAUGUGCAAUCUUCAGGAGUGCACACAGCCAGUUUGGGUAGCAGAUGAGUGGGAACACUGCACAAAAAGCUGUGGAGGUUCAGGUUAUCAGAUUCGAGCCGUGCGUUGCAUACAACCCCUUCACGAUGGUACAAAUCGGUCAGUCCACAGCAAGUACUGCAACGGAGAUCGUCCUGAAAGCAGAAGACCAUGUAAUAGGACGCCUUGCCCAGCACAAUGGAAAACAGGACCUUGGUCAGAGUGUUCCGUGUCCUGUGGGGAAGGAAUUGAAGUGAGACAAGUCCUUUGCCGUGCUGGAGACCAAUGCGAAGGAGAGAAACCAGAGUCAGUAAGGGAUUGUAAUCUGACUCCAUGCAAUGAUGAACCAUGUCUUGGAGACAAAUCUAUAUUCUGCCAAAUGGAGGUACUUGCACGAUAUUGUUCCAUACCGGGGUACAACAAAUUGUGCUGUGAAUCCUGUAGCAAGCGCAGUACCCAGACACCUCCUUUUCUUACUGAAGCUGCUGAAACAGAAGAUGAACUAAUUUUUAACCCCAGUGAUUUAUCCAAGGCCGUUGUGAUGCCAACAGCUUCGGUACAAGGCCCUGAAAUAGCUGUCACUGAGAAAAAAAGUAUUUUGGAUAUUCUCUCCUCCAUUGAAAAUGAUGGCAGUCUGCAUCUUCUUCCAGAAAAUAAAUCAAAAACAUCUGAUACAGCCCAAAGAAGAUCACAACUAGCAGCAAGCAAGAUCACUAGGCACGUCACUAUGGUACCGCACCCCCCAACUCAAAGUAGUAGUAUCCAUUUACACAAACCUUCUUUUGUUGUAGACAUACAUGCUGUGGCAGCUGUUAACACUAACUCAACAGGUGCCUCUUCUGUAGUUAGAACCUCAAGGAAAAUUGACAAGUCCUCCGACAGAAGACGUCCUUUGCAGUCAUCAGCUAUAGAAAGAUGAGUAUUAAGUGAUUAAGAACUAAAAUCCAAAGGUCCAAGGACACCAUAGUUUAUUCUGCUUUUGGAAAAGCACAUAUUGUCAGCUCGUUUCAUCUGUAUAUAACAGGAAGUACAAAGUGCUGGUUCACUUACUGGUUUAAUUAUCCAUCCAUACCAUUGUUUGUUUUGUUUUUCUGGUUAGAUUAUUGUUGAGGAAGUGCACCAAAGAAACCAAAAAAUGCUGUUGUCAAGUUCAUUGAAGAAAUACGGAACCAUAUUUGUACAUCAAGUGAUAAUGUCCCUGUAGGAGCAUAUUGUAAUGUUUACACCUUAAUAGAAGGCUUGCUGAGAUAUAGUAGUUUGCAAUACAUGUCCUAUGACUGAGCUAUACUAGGGGACAAAUACAAGAAA